AUGAGGUCCUGCGCUCGCGUCAGCUGCCGGCCUUCUACGCGGCCGGGUGCACUCGUCACGUCCAGCAGCUGGCAAGCCCCUGGCGAAGGAAGCGAAUUCGAACCGGAGGUGGUGGACCAGUUCAAGCGUGCGUUCUACGACCAGCUGGCCGGUGGACCCAACAGCCCCGUCAUGAUCGCCGACGUCGAGGGACGCGGCCGCGCCAUUGUCGCACGCCACAACAUCACCAAGGGUCAGCUGAUCACGGCCGAGAAGCCCUUCGUGAGCUACCUCUCGGAGCGCGUGGAGACCCACGGCGCCGCGCACCCGCCCAAGCCCACCCGCUGCGACCACUGCAUGCGCGGCCUUCCCCCCGCCGCCGCCAAGGCCGCCCAACACAACAAUCCCGCCGGCCUACUGCUCGCACGCUACCACGAGGCCAUCUGCGAGCUGGGCAAGGAGGUCCGCGAAAUGGAAAUCCACUGCAGCAAAGACAAGCGCAAGUUUCCGCUGUUGGCGAUGCGGACGAUGGCCCGCAUUCUGCUCAAUUUCCGGGACACGGGCUCGCUCGACGCGACGUGGGUCCCGCUGCAGGUGCUGGGCUUCGCCAAGCAGAAGCCCGAGCUCUGGACCCAAGACUACGACGUCUUCAAGCGCUGCUUCAUCCACAACGAAGACCAAGCCGACUUCUUCAGCUAUGAGUGGUACUGCCGCAUGAUGCAGAUCUUCUACAUCAACUCGGUCAGCGUGACGAUGGACUCGACGCAGCAAAACGUCGGGGCCGGCCUCUACAUCCUCUCCUCCUUCUACAACCACUCCUGCGUGCCCAACACCCGCUCGUCCUAUCCCGAGAACAACACGUGGCACGUGUAUGCGAGCAAGCCGAUUGAGGCGGGCCAGGAGAUCUUCAUCUCGUACGUCGACCACAUGAAGAGCAACAAGACCGUCGAGACGAGGAGACAACACCUCUACAACCACUACGGCUUCUGGUGCGAGUGUCCGCGCUGCCGUCUGGAAUUGGAUCUCGCCCGACGGGAGCAGGGCCCCGCGUGA
Messenger RNA from Acanthamoeba castellanii str. Neff, 1032 nucleotides. Its product is annotated as SET domain containing protein. Bases 1 to 1032 code for a protein of 343 amino acids. Gene Ontology annotation, molecular function: protein binding. The transcript has 10 exons. The record is from RefSeq and is a predicted model, not a curated record. Gene Ontology annotation, cellular component: nucleus. NCBI's taxonomy places the organism in Eukaryota, Discosea, Longamoebia, Acanthamoebidae.